Molecule: messenger RNA, 3277 nt
Organism: Homo sapiens (human)
Lineage: Eukaryota; Metazoa; Chordata; Mammalia; Primates; Hominidae
Gene: CES4A
Product: carboxylesterase 4A
Exons: 15
Coding region: 116-2002 (628 amino acids)
Cellular component (GO): extracellular region
Source: RefSeq, a predicted model, not a curated record
AGAGACAAGGCUGUGGGCUGGUCAGAAGCUGGUUACAAUUCCUCCCGCCCCAGUACUUGCUGGCAGGGAUUAAGAGCAGAUAAAAGUGUGCUCACACACUGUAGACACGGCUACCAUGCCAUCCACAGUGUUGCCAUCCACAGUGUUGCCAUCACUCCUGCCCACAGCAGGAGCUGGCUGGAGCAUGAGGUGGAUUCUGUGCUGGAGCCUCACCCUCUGCCUGAUGGCGCAGACGGCCUUGGGUGCCUUGCACACCAAGAGGCCUCAAGUGGUCACCAAAUAUGGAACCCUGCAAGGAAAACAGAUGCAUGUGGGGAAGACACCCAUCCAAGUCUUUUUAGGAGUCCCCUUCUCCAGACCUCCUCUAGGUAUCCUCAGGUUUGCACCUCCAGAACCCCCGGAGCCCUGGAAAGGAAUCAGAGAUGCUACCACCUACCCGCCUGGAUGGAGUCUCGCUCUGUCGCCAGGCUGGAGUGCAGUGGCACGAUCUCGGCUCACUGCAACCUCCGCCUCCCGGGUUCAAGCGAGUCUCCUGCCUCAGCCUCUGAGUAUCUGGGGCUACAGGUGCCUGCAGGAGUCCUGGGGCCAGCUGGCCUCGAUGUACGUCAGCACGCGGGAACGGUACAAGUGGCUGCGCUUCAGCGAGGACUGUCUGUACCUGAACGUGUACGCGCCGGCGCGCGCGCCCGGGGAUCCCCAGCUGCCAGUGAUGGUCUGGUUCCCGGGAGGCGCCUUCAUCGUGGGCGCUGCUUCUUCGUACGAGGGCUCUGACUUGGCCGCCCGCGAGAAAGUGGUGCUGGUGUUUCUGCAGCACAGGCUCGGCAUCUUCGGCUUCCUGAGGUGGCGGGGCCGCACGGACGACAGCCACGCGCGCGGGAACUGGGGGCUGCUGGACCAGAUGGCGGCUCUGCGCUGGGUGCAGGAGAACAUCGCAGCCUUCGGGGGAGACCCAGGAAAUGUGACCCUGUUCGGCCAGUCGGCGGGGGCCAUGAGCAUCUCAGGACUGAUGAUGUCACCCCUAGCCUCGGGUCUCUUCCAUCGGGCCAUUUCCCAGAGUGGCACCGCGUUAUUCAGACUUUUCAUCACUAGUAACCCACUGAAAGUGGCCAAGAAGGUUGCCCACCUGGCUGGAUGCAACCACAACAGCACACAGAUCCUGGUAAACUGCCUGAGGGCACUAUCAGGGACCAAGGUGAUGCGUGUGUCCAACAAGAUGAGAUUCCUCCAACUGAACUUCCAGAGAGACCCGGAAGAGAUUAUCUGGUCCAUGAGCCCUGUGGUGGAUGGUGUGGUGAUCCCAGAUGACCCUUUGGUGCUCCUGACCCAGGGGAAGGUUUCAUCUGUGCCCUACCUUCUAGGUGUCAACAACCUGGAAUUCAAUUGGCUCUUGCCUUAUAUCAUGAAGUUCCCGCUAAACCGGCAGGCGAUGAGAAAGGAAACCAUCACUAAGAUGCUCUGGAGUACCCGCACCCUGUUGAAUAUCACCAAGGAGCAGGUACCACUUGUGGUGGAGGAGUACCUGGACAAUGUCAAUGAGCAUGACUGGAAGAUGCUACGAAACCGUAUGAUGGACAUAGUUCAAGAUGCCACUUUCGUGUAUGCCACACUGCAGACUGCUCACUACCACCGAGAUGCCGGCCUCCCUGUCUACCUGUAUGAAUUUGAGCACCACGCUCGUGGAAUAAUCGUCAAACCCCGCACUGAUGGGGCAGACCAUGGGGAUGAGAUGUACUUCCUCUUUGGGGGCCCCUUCGCCACAGGCCUUUCCAUGGGUAAGGAGAAGGCACUUAGCCUCCAGAUGAUGAAAUACUGGGCCAACUUUGCCCGCACAGGAAACCCCAAUGAUGGGAAUCUGCCCUGCUGGCCACGCUACAACAAGGAUGAAAAGUACCUGCAGCUGGAUUUUACCACAAGAGUGGGCAUGAAGCUCAAGGAGAAGAAGAUGGCUUUUUGGAUGAGUCUGUACCAGUCUCAAAGACCUGAGAAGCAGAGGCAAUUCUAAGGGUGGCUAUGCAGGAAGGAGCCAAAGAGGGGUUUGCCCCCACCAUCCAGGCCCUGGGGAGACUAGCCAUGGACAUACCUGGGGACAAGAGUUCUACCCACCCCAGUUUAGAACUGCAGGAGCUCCCUGCUGCCUCCAGGCCAAAGCUAGAGCUUUUGCCUGUUGUGUGGGACCUGCACUGCCCUUUCCAGCCUGACAUCCCAUGAUGCCCCUCUACUUCACUGUUGACAUCCAGUUAGGCCAGGCCCUGUCAACACCACACUGUGCUCAGCUCUCCAGCCUCAGGACAACCUCUUUUUUUCCCUUCUUCAAAUCCUCCCACCCUUCAAUGUCUCCUUGUGACUCCUUCUUAUGGGAGGUCGACCCAGACUGCCACUGCCCCUGUCACUGCACCCAGCUUGGCAUUUACCAUCCAUCCUGCUCAACCUUGUGCCUGUCUGUUCACAUUGGCCUGGAGGCCUAGGGCAGGUUGUGACAUGGAGCAAACUUUUGGUAGUUUGGGAUCUUCUCUCCCACCCACACUUAUCUCCCCCAGGGCCACUCCAAAGUCUAUACACAGGGGUGGUCUCUUCAAUAAAGAAGUGUUGAUUAGACCUGAAUUUCUCCACCUAUAAAAUGGGUGUGUGAAGUGAAUGAUGUCUCAAUUUGAGCCCUGAGAGAAAGGAAGUAUUGCUGCCUGUUCCUUAGUGGGCUGUGCCUGGAUGCUACACUCAGUCAAAGGGUGCUACUGCAAAGUUGCCUGGGGUACAAAACACUUGCCUUUUGCCUUCAUGGUCUCAAGUGCACCCCUCAGGACAGCCACACCCCACGCUCACUUGUCCAUCAGUUUAGGUCUUAGUGCCACAUCUAGAUUCCUCUGGCCUCUCCUGCAGCCCGUGUGUAUCCCAGCCUGUCCCACAGUUUUGUUUCGUUGUUUUGUGGGGUUUUUUUUUUUUUUUUUGAGACGGAGUUUUGCUCUUGUCACCCAGGCUGGAGUGCAAUGAUGAAAUCUCAGCUCACUGCAGCCUCAGUCUCCCGAGUUCAAGCGAUUCUCCUGCCUCAGCCUCCCAAGUAGCUGAGAUUACAGAUGCCCACCACCAUGCCCGGCUUAUUUUUGUAUUUUUAGUAGAGAUAGGGUUUCAUCAUGUCAGCCAGGCUGGUCUCAAACUCCUGACCUCAGGUAAUCCACCCGUCUCAGCCUGCUGAAGUGCUGGAAUUACAGGCAUGAGCCACCAUGCCUGGCCACUGUGGGCUUUUUGGUGGUAAAAUACACACGACAAAUUUUACCAUUUUAAC